AUGCCCAGUUUAUCCAAUUCUCAACCUUUAGCACCUGCUGCACCCAACGACAUGACAACAGCUGAUUGCUAUGUUCGCAUUGAUCAAUUUUUAAACAAAAACUCCUCCAUAAAGCAAUUUAAAAUUGAAGACGACAACCAUGGUAUGGGCAUGAUUUCGACAGCAGAUCCAAAUGCGCCCAAGCAAGCCAUCAAUAUGCGUCUCAGUCAAUCUACUAUUGGCAAUUACCUCAUCAAUAACGGAUUCCAACGUGCUUCUGAUGGUGUAUCUACUUAUAUUAGACAAUAA
Messenger RNA from Mucor velutinosus, 288 nucleotides. RefSeq names its product Aldo_ket_red domain-containing protein. Lineage: Eukaryota; Fungi; Mucoromycota; Mucoromycetes; Mucorales; Mucoraceae. The record is from RefSeq and is a predicted model, not a curated record. The transcript has a single exon. Bases 1 to 288 code for a protein of 95 amino acids.